AAUGACGCAAAUUAUUUUCCAGCGUGUAUAUUUUGAAAAUGAUACCAAAAAUUUACAAUAAAAACGGUUUUGUCAGUUGUGUUUUUGUAGGCAUUAUUGUGUUGUAUUCAGUAUAUAUUUUGAAGCAGUUGGUAAGCUUGUUGGUCAGGGCGAUAUUUAGGGUCUAAAUUGUAUGAGAUAGCAGGCAUGUUGAUCAGUAAAGUAUCAGACAGUGAAGAGGGAAAGAGGGAGAGUGUCGCCGUCCCGGCCGCGGAGAGUGAUUCACAUCAUCACUAUGAGACCGCAAAUGAACUGUUUGAGUUUAUGGCGCAGAAUCAGAACUUCAACACCGGUGAUAUGGACAAGCUCACUACCAGAGACCUAGUUAUUCUCUACAAGAACAUCGACCUUGGAACAAAGCUUAUGUCGGAAGCUAGUGAACUGAGAAACAGAAAAUCAAAUCAACAUGUCGAGAGUGUGGUACACAAAGACGAAGCAGAGUCUGACGGCUCAGACAGUAGCGAUAUCUACAGCAGUGACGACCUCGCAAGUGUGUACCUCAUCAACAAGGAGAAACUCGACCUCAUCAGUAGUCCAUUAUCUGCAGAAAACACUUUGUGCCAAAAAAUAGGAGGUCUUGAGAUGCACACCCUUGGCCUCACCACCGAAUAUGACAAACAUUUCCUCUUCAAAGAUCCCUACAUCAAUAAACAGCUCACAAGCAUGAGAUUUAUGAACAAUGCCUCUGACACAAACACAGUACUUCCGACUUCCUUACUUGACUACAUUUGUUGCAAACGUUUGGAAGACAACUAUAAUUUUUACAUGGAUAAUAUUAUUCGAUACGUAAAACAUACAAUAGAGCAACUGAAACGCAUUAGCAACGGUGAUUAUUUAACGGAAAAAGUAAAGGAAAAGUGGCGUGAAGUUGAGAGUACGGUAGAAGAUAACUGUCAUGUCAAUACUAAAGUUCUAGCGACAUCUUCCAGCAUCCCGAUGCACGUGGAAAGAAAAAUUGGACGUAGAGAGUCCACGUGGGAUGACAUAGUUCACUCAGCAAUGGACAUUAGAUCACUGACGAAAAUUCUUGAAAAGAGAAUUAUAGUAGAAGUUCCGAAACUCAUUUGUGGUUCGUAUAAACUUCUGAGUAAAUGUUGUGCCGAAAACUUAAUCAUCCGGUGCAAGAAAGAGAAGCGGCCAGUUGAAGACGCCACAAACGCCGAGUCACGGAUGGACGUUGUGUUUCAGUUACAACGUUCUGAGACUGGACAAGUCGUCAGCAAGAUUAGUUCUAUCAUGAUCUUAAAAACUUCUCCAACUAUUCAUGAUCCUCUUGAACAAGAUAUGAAGCCCUUAGCUUUACCUUAUAAUGAGGAAAGUAAUAAAGAAUAUAUUCCGGAGACUACAACUAAAAUAGUGGAAUUAGAACCCAUAAGUGUGGAUGAAUCUACUACAGAAAUAUCCGUUACUUCCGAGUACAGUGUACAAAUUAUUGAAAAUCCAACUGUAGAGACUGUAGACAUUAUUGAUUGUGGAUACAGUGACCACGAGGGCACUGAAUCAUCCAAAAACUCCUUUCAUAUUAUAUCGAGUGAUUCGAGUGAUGCUUUAAAAGAUAUUUUGUGUAGGAAAGUUCAGCUUGCGCACAGAGAAAAAUGUGGUGACGUAUUUCCAGAUGACUUGCGAUUUACAAUACAAAAGUUAACUAUGCAAAGUGCUUUAACGGAGGAAAGUGCAGAAGACGUAUCGUACUCAACAAAGAAGAAGUCGCCGACACGAGUCCGAAUCAAGUCACCAUACGAAAAUCAAUCGCUUAUAAUGGAGGAGAAAAAACGUAGGAAGUUAUUAGAAAUAAGAGAGAGACGAGAAAGAAAGAAAAUGGCUCUCGCUGAAAACUGCAAACUUAGGAAGCAUAGAUUUGGAAAGGGAGCUGUAAUGCCACAAUCUGUCAGUUCUGUUACAAAACUGUCAAUAUCCAACAAAUCUUUCUACAAUUCUAUUUAUGGCCAGUUGGAUACGGAUUCUAGAAAGCAAACCAAAGCCAGAACCCGACGGGGAUCGAAGCGAAACAUUCUGGACAUUGACAUUUUUGAGAGAAAUUAUGACACACCACUGUUAACUCCAGAGCAAAACAGCAAUAAAUAUACCAGCAGGAGCUAUGACUUAGACGAUACCGUCACUGAAAUGAUGUAUAUAAACAUAAUAAAAAAUGAGACCGAAGCAAAAGAUGUAUGUUCUACUUCCACGUCGGUCAUAUCCAGCGAUUUUCGAAACAGUCUAAAGUUAAUUUCACAGUUGAAUGGUCCAUCAGAAACUGAUCAAAAUAUAAUCAAUAAUGAAGUGUCACCCAAACACAAUAAUAUAUCCAUUGCUGCAAGAGUCGAUGAAAUAAUUGACAAAGGUCAGCCAAAAAUAUUGCUUGCGUCUCCAAGUAUACUCAAAAUAGAUUCAUCAAAUUCUCCAAAUGUAGAAGAACACGAUAACUCUGAAUCUAAGAAGCUUAACUCUUCGUUGGAAUGCAGAAAAAGCAUUGAUAAGAUCUAUAAUUUGAUGAAAGAAUUGGAAACUGCCCAAAAUAUACACACACACAUUGAUAGUAAGUCGCAACCGUCUAACAGUAAGUACAUCUCAAACAUUUCCGAGAAAGGCAAUGUGGCUGAAGGUAGGACAACCUCUACGUAUCAGACAAGCGAUAGUGGAACAAGCCUUAAAGACGAUUUAACGUCGUCCAAUCCCAGUUCUUUGAGCUGUGGAAAAUAUAAUAUGGAAAAGGUCGGCAUUAACACCUUCAAUUAUCAAUCUAAAACUUCGCCAUCCGUCGUACCUAAGGUCAUCAUAAGCUCAAAAUCAUUUCCUAAAACUGAUCCAGAAAAGCCGAAAAAAGAGCGUAAACGACUUAUCCCCAGUCCAACUAUUAAAAUAGCAGAUAAUCCUUUGAAAGCAAUAUCACAACUUUUACAUGAAUUUGAAAAUGUGCAGAAAGUAAGGCAAAAGUCUGGAGAAAAGUCUUUAAAAAAAAUGGAAGAGGCAGCAUCCGAUGGUAAAACUGGAUCACGACAAAGUUCUUUUAAACGCCGUUCACGACUUGACCAACACAAUGAUACUCAACCAGAGAAAUCAGUGAGGAUAACAAUACCAAAAGAUAAGAAGCCGACUCGAUCGAUAAAAGAAAUGGAAGUACCGAAAAUUCCACACCAACAAAUUCCUGUUUACGAAAAAGAUAAAUUACAAAAAAAGAAAAUUUCGGAUUUGUUAGACGAAGCUAAAGAGGCUAGAGGUGAAGCAGUGCGAGGUCCUUCCAAGUUAAAUUCUAGAUUAAAUUCUCUUGCACAGCCAAAGAAAACGUACGUCCAAGCUCAUAGUGAAGAGUACCAAACUAAAUAUGGCAAAACUUUAAUGGCAAAUAGAUUACAAAGGUUAGCAGUCUCUCAAACACAAUCCACACAGGAAAAGAGCACAGCCUCUGCAAACUCUAGAAUCAAAAUUAAAAGAGGCUCUGAGGCAGUUUCAACAACAACAACAACAACAGCGUCAAUGAAACAGUCGCCUUCUCCAACUGUACCGCCUAUAGCGUCUUCCACAUCGUCUCCAAAUGUUGAAGGUUCUACCGAGCUAGGAAGCAGACUACAUCAUAUUAAAAGCGUAAUAAACUCCAACACGCAAGCUCUGGAGAUACUGACUGAAUGUCACGAAACUAAUUCAAAAAUACGUAAAGGAAAAGCAAAUGACUAUUCUGUCGUUAUAAAAGUAUCCAGGUGUGAACAGGUAUCCUCUGAUUCUGAGUAUGCCAUAGAUGUGUUAGAUGAUAACAAUGUUGUAACGUCAGUCGAAAGAGUGGACAAAGCCUCUGAAAAUAUAAUGGAGCAAAUUAAUGUUAUAGAGCCAGACGCUACUGAGUAUAGUCUUCAACCAUUGAAGUCGGUUACAGAGUUGGAAAAGUUACAAAAUGCCUUAUGUCAGCAUAUUUCGGUGGGGGCCUUUCAAAAGCGGUUGCGUCUUCAAAAAUUGACAUUAACCCCAAAACAGUCGGAGCAGCCAGUGCUCGUUCUACAGUCAGGAGAUGCAGCCUCAUUAGUAGUCCAAACUCCGCUCAGAACUAACUUAAAGGAAUCAAAAGAAAGUCUUUCCGAUAUAAGUACUUUACCAGUACUAUCAAAAACUCACCUAGACUGGAGUUUUGCAAAUUUCCCUUUGCGAAUUUCAACCGUUGGUUAUGCUUUCCCAGAAUACGAAUCCAAAUCGCUUGUUAAAUUAUUUACCAAAGUUUCUAAGAAAACAGAGAAAGUUAUUGAUGCUGAUCAUCGCAAGCAAUGUUUUGAAGGUACGCAGCCCCAAGAUCACUCCGAUCAUAUUGCUCAGGUCGUACCCAAUACGUUACUCACCUUAGGUAUAAGUAACACUCAGGUUCUGGACUCGGACAAAAAGGAAGAGAUAAAUCAAGAUAAUAUGAAGAACAUCGAACAUUUAAUUAAUGAAAAUGAGACAAUAAAAAAUACGCCUUGCGCUCACCCGACUAUUGAGAAAAAAGAAAGUGAUCUUGCAAAAAUAAAACCGGACGAUAUCGAAUACAGUACUUCUUUAGAUAUAUUAGUUGGACUCUUAAACGAAAUCCAAAACAUUACAACAUGUCAGACACUGAUAAGUGAUGACGAUAAAAUGUACGAUGAAAACCAACAGAAGGAAUUAGAAACCAUUUUAAAUAAAGCCGCUGCGCUCGACAACUCCAUCAAUAGUCCUUGCGAUGCAAUUUCUUUUACGUCACUGGACAGACUUCGACAGCUAGAGUCUAGUGUGAGUUUAUAUUCGUUUUAUUUAUCUGACUGUGAUACAUUCUUUGAAAAGGAUAGCAGUAAAUUUAAUUUCACGUCUGAAAUAAUGGAAAUUGAAAAUAAAAGACUGCUAAAUUCCAAAAGACUAUACGUUGAUAAAGAAGUUGGUGUAGACAUGUUAGAUAAAGAAGUAGUAAAUAAAUGCACGGAUGUUCCUUCCGAAAUAAUUCCACUCGGUAUGAACCAAAGUACUGAUAUGACAAACUCGCUGAUAGAAGUACUUCGCGAACCGUCCAACCAAUCGGUGUUCUCCUUUGCAGAAUAUCAUUCCAUAUACUCUGAUGGCUCAUCUCUACCGAAUGAUAGGUUGACAGAUAUUCCACAGAUAAUUGUCACGAGAGAGUUUAACCAGUCCGUAACUUUAUAUGAAGUAAAUAAUAAACCAACCGAAAAACCAAAUGCAAAUAAACUUUUUAGAAAGAAAAUAGAAACGAAUAAAAAAAGUGUAAAGGAGAAGGUGAACAAAGCUAAGUUUCGACUCAAAACCGAGUUUGAUCCAAUUAUGAAAAUGAAGAGAGAUAUUUUGGUAACGGUUUACUCAAUUUUGGUAUUCACUGUUUUCGCUGCAUUGUCUUUUCCUGAGAUGUAUCGUGUUUGAGUACCUAUUUAUAUAGAGCUUCAAAUAUGUUUACGAGUUUGGGUCUAUGCAUGUGUGUUUCAUUCGUAUGUGAGUUUUUUGAUGGAUGGAUUGUCUCGACGUUCGGUCGAUGAACCAAUGUAUGUUUGAUCUUGAUCUAGGGCGAAUGCUUAUUUAUGAACAUUAUUUAUUACUCGACAACCAUAAUAUUUAUAAGAAAAUUGUAAAUUUCUUGUUGUUUUAAA
Molecule: messenger RNA, 5630 nt
Organism: Spodoptera exigua (beet armyworm)
Lineage: Eukaryota; Metazoa; Arthropoda; Insecta; Lepidoptera; Noctuidae
Source: the annotation of a GenBank genome assembly